AUGGUCGCAAUACCCACCCUCUCUCUCCUAUUGGCCCUGGCGGAGUGGGCAGGACUGGUCACGCCCUCCCCACACCUCUUGCUCCGCCCCCGGGAGCGGGAGAGAGACCCGGGGACUGUAAUGAACUUCAACAUCGCUGUGAUCCACGCGGGGGCCAGCGUGCAGGUAGAGGCGGCGGCCGGGCCCGGGGGAAGGGUGCUCUACCCUGGGUUUGGUCGGGCACACAGCUCCCUGGGGGAGAGCGUGAUCACCCAGUGGGGCUCUGCAAACGUCAUCUGGCUCCAGGUGAAUGACAGUAGUCCUAAGACUCUGCUGUCCCAGCUGUGUGACCUGCUGUCAGCGAGGCCCCUACAGGGCCUGGUCUACGAGGAGGAGAGGCCACCACCCACCGCCUGGGGACCCCUGGCCCCCAUGUUAGAGUUUGUCUCUGCUCAGACUGGACUACCCAUAGUGGCUGUAGGAGGAGGAGCAGGGCUGGGGAGGAUGCAACAGGAGUCAGGCUCCAUCUUCCUCCAGUUCAUCUCCACCAGCCUCCAGCUGGAGGUCAUCUUCAAAAUGACUAGAAAUAACGACUGGACCAUUUUCUCAGUGGUGUCCACCCGUCACCAUGGCUACCAGGACUUCCUGUCGGUGGUGGACGGCCUGACGGACGGCUCGUUCAUCGGCUGGGAGAAGAAGAGCGUGGUCAUGCUGAACGUGACGGACGACCCGGGAGGGGCACGCACGCGUAGGCUGCUCAAGGAGAACGAGGCGCAGGUACGUCUGCUCUACUGUUCCCAGGAGGAGGCCGAGCUGGUGUUUAAAGCAGCUUGGGCCGCGGGUCAGGCUGGACCCUCUCACAUGUGGUUCGCUGUGGGGCCAGCCCUGUCCGGCCUUGGCAUGGAUGGUCUCCCCAGGGCCCUGUUCGCCGUGCGUCCGCAGGGCUGGAAGGACAAGCCCCGCAUGAGGAUCGCCCGGGGCGUGUCCAUACUGACCCAUGGGGCGGUGGCACUGCGCCGCGACUAUGGGGCCUCUGGAGGGCCAAACUUUGUCACCAACUGCAUGACGGAAUCCAAUCAAACACACAGGGUGCGGGGGAGGAUGAGGUAUUUCAGCAACAUCACGUUGGGUGGCAGAGACUACUCUUUCGACAGUGACGGUUACCUGGCCAACCCCGUCCUAGAAGUCAUCUCCUAUACACCUGGCAAAGGCUGGGAGGAUGUAGGGAUGUGGGAGAACGGUAAGUUGGAUUUGGUUUAUCCAGCGUGGUCGCGUUACGGUCCAUUCCUCCAACCGCCUGAUGGCGCCCAGCACCUGCGCGUGGUCACUCUGGAGGAACGUCCGUUUGUCAUCGUGGAGCUGGCUGACGCCGCCUCCAACACCUGCAUCAGAGACUCUGUACCCUGCCGACGACCCCUCAACACCAGUAUUCCUGUCCAGGAUCCCCCAAAGAAACAGUGCUGUAAGGGCUUCUGCAUCGACAUCCUCAAACGAUUGGCCAAGAUCGUGGGUUUCACCUAUGACCUCUACCUGGUGACCAAUGGAAAGCACGGGAAGAAGAUUGAUGGCGUGUGGAACGGCAUGAUUGGAGAGGUGGUGGGACAGCGAGCAGAUAUGGCCAUCGGAUCCCUCACCAUCAACGAGGAGAGGUCAGAGGUCGUGGACUUCUCCGUCCCCUUCGUGGAGACGGGCAUCAGCGUCAUGGUCUCCCGUAGCAAUGGAACCGUCUCACCCUCUGCCUUCCUGGAGCCCUACAGUCCAGCGGUGUGGGUGAUGAUGUUCGUCAUGUGCCUGACCGUGGUGGCUGUGACCGUCUUCAUAUUUGAGUUUUUCAGUCCAGUCGGCUACAACCGCAGCCUUUCCAGCGGAAAGAAGGCAGGAGGCUCUACGUUCACCAUAGGAAAGUCUGUGUGGUUGCUGUGGGCCAUUGUGUUCAAUAACUCGGUCCCAGUGGAGAACCCCAGAGGAACCACCAGUAAGAUCAUGGUGCUGAUCUGGGCCUUCUUCGCUGUCAUCUUCCUGGCUUCCUACACAGCCAACCUGGCUGCCUUCAUGAUCCAGGAGGAGUACAUAGACACUGUCUCUGGACUCUCAGACAAAAAGUUCCAGCACCCCACAGAGCAGUACCCCCCUCUGAAGUUUGGCACGGUGCCCAAUGGAAGUACAGAGAAGAACAUCCGCAGUAACUACCCUGGCAUGCACCAUUACAUGGUCAAAUAUAACCAGAGAGGGGUGGAGGACGCCAUUAACAACCUCAAGACUGGGAAGUUGGAUGCCUUUAUCUACGAUGCAGCUGUGUUGAACUACAUGGCCAGGAAAGACGAGGGUUGUAAGGUGAUGACCAUAGGCUCUGGGAAGGUAUUUGCCACCACAGGCUACGGUAUCGCCCUGCACAAGAACUCCCGCUGGAAACGCCCCCUCGACCUGGCCCUGCUGCAGCUGGUGGGAGACGAUGAGAUUGAGAUGCUGGAGCGUCUGUGGCUGUCUGGUAUCUGUCACAAUGAUAAGAUUGAGGUGAUGAGCAGUAAGCUGGACAUAGACAACAUGGCGGGUGUCUUCUACAUGCUGCUGGUGGCUAUGGGGCUCAGUCUGCUGGUAUUUGCCUGGGAGCACCUGGUCUACUGGAGGCUCAGACACUGCAUGGCUACCAGCUCCGGGAGACUGGACUUCCUACUGGCCAUCAGUAGGGGCAUGUACAGUUGUUGUAGCUUUGAGGAUGAAACCACGCCGGGUGGGGCCAAAUCCUCCAUGGCUAUGCUCCCCCACCAUCAUGGCACCAUGGUAACAGUCCCGCCCCCGCCACACUUGGUCGGUGCGUCGUCAACCAACCCGGCCCUGACCAUGGCGCAGCAGCAACAGUCACAGCCCGUCUACAAAACACAACUACCUGGAUCCCCUCCCACCGUGGUGCAUUCUGGGACGGCGCUGGGGCCCUCCAACACUCCCAUGCUGGGGGCGCCCCUGCCCUGCUCCACAUUCCUCCCCCGGCCCGAUCGCAGACUGGCCGUGGUGGACCGCUGGAGGCUGCCCAAGGCUGGGACCGCCACCAACCCCAUGGCCGUGCGCGGCACCGUCGCAGACAUGGGACCCUUCCCCCAGAAGGUGGCUCCAACCUGGGGCACGACAGCUGGAGGAGUGGGGGUUGGUGGUGGUGGUGGUGGUGGUGGUGGGGGGCUGGAUGGAUAUAAACGCUACUAUGGACCCAUCGACCCUGAGGGUCUGGGGCCCUGUAUGGACCAGCCGGCAGGGUCCCAGACCCCCAAAACAGGGAAGGGAGGGGUCAAACCUUUGGGGACGCCUCGGCUGCCUCCUAAAAGCCAAGCAGUGGGCGUGACCCCAGUCCCUCUGCCCACUAACCCCCCGCUGCCACAACCCUCCCCCCCUCUCCCCUCAUCCUUUUGGAGGAAGCGCCGGCCCAAGAAGCCCAAAGAGCCAGGCGGGCCUCUGUACGAGAACAUCCUACCGCUGGGGCGCAGGGGAGGAGGAAGGGAUGGAGCGAGGGAUGGUGGAGGGAGGAGGGGACGCCCCCUCUCACCUCCUCUCCCACUCCCCGUAACCGUGCCCAUGUCCCCCACCUACACUCCCCCUUCCCCCUCCACCUCACUCCCCUACACCAGCUCAACUUCCUCCUCUUCCUCUAACACAUCGUCCACCUCUUCCUCUACCUCCUCCUCUCGCUCCUCCUCUCCUUCCUCCUCCUCCUCCUUGACCUCUCAGAGCACGCGGGAAGGUUUGGACGCAGAGGACGAUGAUGAGGAUGAGGAGCUGACCGAGGAGUCCAGUCUUCUCCUGGGGAGGGGGAGGGACAGACAGCGUUCAAUUAUCUCCUCUCGCUCUCUCAGUCACGGGCGCCAGCCACCACCUAUACCACCCCGAAAACCACGCCCUGCCCGAGGGGAGAGAGACAGGGAGAGGGAGAGAGGAGGUAGCCAGUUGGCCCAGUUACAGGAAUGGUGGGCGGGCUGGGGUGAGAGAGAGAGGGAUCGCAGUGGAGGAGUAGGAAAUGACGAGAGGAAACGAGAGAAGAAGAGGAGGAAAGAUAAAGAGAAGAAGAAAAAGAAGAAGAAGAGGAAAAAGAGGGAGGACAGGGAACGAGAGCGAGACAAAGAGAGGAAGAGACGGAAGGUGAAAAAGAAGAGGAAGAAGAAGGCGCUGAAGAAGAGGAAGAAAUCAACUGGGCAUUCUGAGCAAGAAGAGGGGGAUGUGGAGGCAGAGAGGGAGGGAGUGGGGGAUGGAGGGAGAGAAGGAGGGAUGCCAGACUACUCUUCCUUUCAAACCCAGUAUCGUAGUACGUUUGGGGAGAAAGGGAGAGAUUCAGCAUGGGCAGGAGAGAGGGAGCGAGGAAGGAGGGAGGGAGAAGAGGACGAGGGGGGUGAUAGAGAGGAGGAUAGCAGCAGGAGCAGGGAGAGGCGGCCCAAAUCAUCGCGUUCCCACUCCAGACAUCGACCCCCCAGUAAGCUCUACCCCAAACUCCCUGCCUCGGUCAAGUUCUGGGUGAGUGGAGGAAACGGGGAAGGGGGGGACCCCAACUCUGGAACACACCCCUCCUCCCUGCCUCCCCUCAUCCCACUAUCCAAGAGGCGGAGGAGUGGAGGGGUGGAGAGAAGGGAGGGAGGGAGAGAAGGAGAGAAGAGGCCUCUGUUGAUGCACUAUGAGAAAGGCAGGGCUAACAUCCAGGAGGGGCUCUCCUUCCAUGAGUGGGACUCUGAGGAGGAUGAUGAGGACGAUGUGGGGGAGGAGAGGCAGAGAGACAGAGCGAGGAAACGGGUGGAGGAGAGGGUGAGGAGAGCGGGUGGGAGAGGUGCUGUGUCAGAGUCAGAAAGAGACAGGGCAAGAACAGAGGAGAGUUACUCUGAUGAGGGCUCAUCAGGGGAGUUUGGGCGAUUUGAGAGGUACUGGGAGGGGAGGGAGGGGGCUGGAGGACCAGGGAGUAGUGGGAUAGGGGGGAUAGGGGGAGGGAGCUGGUUUUUCGGCACAUACCCCUCCAGAGAGAAAGGGGGCAGCAUCAACAGCAGAGACGACUCUAUACUAGGGAGAGUGGAGGGCUGGGGGGGGGCGGGGGGAGAUUCUUGGGGUUCAGGGCCAGGAGUAGGGUGGGCGUCAGGGGGAGGGAGUGGAGGUCUGGGGUCCCAGUGGCCCCCCCCUCCAGCAAACCUCCCGCCUCCCCGACGGUACUGGUCUGUCGACAAACUCCCAAUGAAGGGAGAGAAGAAGUGGAAAAGGGGAGGAAGGGGGAAGGGCAAGGGACGCGCACGAGACAGAAACCAGGGGUCUGGGGUGUCAUGUUCAUGUAGUCAGUACCCCCACCCCCAUGUGCACCCGCACCCCCAAGGGCGGUCACACGGCCAUGGGAAGAGAGGAAGCACGGCCCUGUCCCACAGCCAGGAGGAGCUGCUCCCCCACUGCCACAGCUUCAGCGGGGGCUCACGGCCCAAACCCCCUCCCAAACCAGACCAGGGCCAGGCCAAGUCAGGCAGCCAGGCCAGUCUCAGCACACAGCAGCCAGGAGUGUUAGUGGAUCACCCCCCUCAGCCCUCCCUCUCGCCCCCUCAACCCCAACCUAGUGCCCCUUCCUCAUCCUCCUCCCUGCCGGUUCCCAUCCCUCCUCCUCCCUCCUCGUCCUCUGCCUCGGUCAGUGCUAAGCUCCUGUACCAGAGACUACGGUCAGUACCUCAGCCCGGACGCGUCUACUCCCCCCACCUGCCACUCAAGGCCAAGAGCCUAUGCUCCCGACGAGGCUCCGCCCAUUUCUCCAGCCUGGAAAGCGAGGUAUGA
Molecule: messenger RNA, 5754 nt
Organism: Oncorhynchus nerka (sockeye salmon)
Lineage: Eukaryota; Metazoa; Chordata; Actinopteri; Salmoniformes; Salmonidae
Product: glutamate receptor ionotropic, NMDA 2D-like
Biological process (GO): long-term synaptic potentiation; excitatory postsynaptic potential; monoatomic ion transport
Cellular component (GO): plasma membrane; NMDA selective glutamate receptor complex
Molecular function (GO): NMDA glutamate receptor activity
Source: RefSeq, a predicted model, not a curated record